AUGACUCAAGACUCGUCCUCUUCACCAGGAGGCUCUGCGCACGACCCGGUGGCAGGACCUUCGUCCUUGCCCACCGACGCCGCCUCUUCCCCAUCUGUUCCCGCAACCGGAAUGCCGUCGCCGGAACAACUUGCCGCAGACCCCAACGCAACCGAUGCACAGAUCCCCACACCUCCGCCGUUCUACCACUCUGCAUCGCAGGCCGCGUCCGCCUCCAUCGCUGCGAUACGCUCGUCGCUGCACAAGUUCCCCACGCCCAUCCUCAAGAUCCAGCGCGUCAACCAGCUCGACGCCGAGCUGCUCGACCGCGAACUCGCCGAGCUGCUGCUCGAUCCGGUCAAGAAGGCGCUCGGCACGAUCAGGUCGACGCUCGCGUCGGAUGCGGAGCCCGAGCUGCUGCUGCUGCUCAAGCUUGCGCUAUUCAAGUUCAGCAUCGUCGAUCGCGGCGCAUCGUACGGGUCGAUGCUGCAGAAUCUCAAGUACCGCAACGAGUGGGCGCACCGCGGCGCGCUCCAGUCGACCGCGCGCGAUCAGCCGCUCUCGCGACUCCAGCUCGCGCUCUAUCCGCUCCUCACCAUUGUGGCACCCUACCUUGGAGCCAAGUGGCAGGGCCAUAUGACGUCGCUCUCCUACUCGGACAUGCCCAACAACGACCCGCGCCGGCUGCUCUGGAAGCUCACCGACGCCUCGCAGCGCGUCUGGUCCGCACUGGUGCUCGUCAACUUUGCCGUCUUUCUCGCCGAUGGCAGGUUCAGGAGCGUCGCAGACAGGCUGCUGGGCAUGCGGCUCACCUACUCGCAGCGCACCAUGAACCGCAACGUCUCGUUCGAGUUUCUCAACCGCCAGCUGGUGUGGCAUGCAUUCACCGAGUUCCUCCUCUUCCUCCUGCCGCUCGUCCGUCCAAAGCGCUUGUUCAGGCGGAUCAUGAAGCUGCCCACACAUCCGAAGCUGCUUGCGGUCGUGUUUCGUUUCCUUCCCUACGCGGUCAGCCAUCGCCUCGGCAUCAGGCAGGAUGCAGCGGGCAGGACGAGGUUCAACAAGGACGCCGUCUCGAUCCCGGGCGCGCGGGCGGUGCUCGGUUCGCGUCGGUCCGUGUCGGAAAAGGCAGCGCUCGAGCGCGAGUCGACACUGGGGCCGUACGCGCAGCUGCCGGUCGAGGUGUGCGCCAUCUGCUACCAGCGACUCGAGGCGCAGUCGGGGCUCAGCCGCGACCCGACCAAGCUCGGCACGGGCGGGCUGAGUAUGGGCAUCCCCACGUCCGAUCCGCUCGACCCCAGCUCAGGGUUGCUCGCGCCCAACCGCACGCGCUCCGCAUCGCAGCCGCUCAAUGCCGCGACGGGCAGUGGCGGGGAUCCGGCGCGCAAUGCGGUGCUGGGCGUAUCGCCCGAUGGUAUUGCGUAUGCAGACGCCAUCGUGACUACGCCGUACGAGACCGUGCCGUGCGCGCAUGCGUACUGCUACGUGUGCAUCGCAAAACAGCUGCUCGACGACGAGAUGGAGGACGAGCUGGAUGAAGAGGACGACCAGGGUCGUAGGGGGUGGAAGUGUCUGCGCUGCAACACGCGCGUCAGGCAGACAAGGAGAGCCGUCCCCCAGUCACACCAAGAGGCAGAGGAUGAGGAGGAUCGAGGAGAAGAGACGGAUGACGAGGCCGAGUAG
Messenger RNA from Moesziomyces aphidis, 1659 nucleotides. NCBI's taxonomy places the organism in Eukaryota, Fungi, Basidiomycota, Ustilaginomycetes, Ustilaginales, Ustilaginaceae. The record is from the annotation of a GenBank genome assembly.